Messenger RNA from Salvelinus sp. IW2-2015, 3150 nucleotides. Lineage: Eukaryota; Metazoa; Chordata; Actinopteri; Salmoniformes; Salmonidae. The record is from RefSeq and is a predicted model, not a curated record.
UUGGUAAAGCAACGUUUUAUACUUCAGUGGAACUAUCCCAUCAGGCUCCAGUGCUAGCUACCUUGAGAAUUUAUCAUUGUUGGCGUUGACAAAUAUAUUGAUUACUUUUCCUUUCAUCGGUGAUUUAAUUUGAAGUCAUGAAAAGCAAAAGCAAGAGAGAGAUAGUUUGUGCAGUAGGUGGCUGCAAGGCUGAAAAUGUUUCUUUGCAUGGUCUUCCAUCAGAACAGACACUUCGUCUGAURUGGCUUCAAUUUAUUUUUAAUAAUCAAGUGCCAGAGAAGUUCAGUCAGUACCUGCGCAUAUGCACAGCACACUUCUCAUCGGACUGCAUUGCAAAUCAGGAUAGGUACACAAGUGGAUUUGCUAAGAGCUUGAUCCUCCAACAAGGUUCUGUCCCAUCCAUCUUGCACCCGGCAACCAACCAAGUACCAUCCAAGUGCAGCCAAUCCAGAAGAAUGUAGGAGUCAAUACAAGGUUUACGGAGGACAUACCACAAAGGGAAGUGAACCGGUAUAAACUUACAUUUUACUUUAAGUAGCCCGUGGGGAACUAUUCUAAAUUAUUUGGCUAAUGACUUAGGCCACCUGUCCUCCUAAUCUAUGAGCGACUGUUKAAUUGAAAAUUGUCAUGCAACUAUGCUUAAUUACUUUUGAACGGUCUCACUGUCUGGACUGCUUGCGAAGCCCAAUCUGUAGUAACCUAUGAUUAAAAAAUAUAUCUUCUUCCAGGUUAAACUCUGUCACGGUGUACAUGGCGAGGAAGUAUGUGGUCUACGAAGACUGCCUCCUUCCGUUGUUCAAGACUUGUCCAGUCUGUCGAGGCUCCUGCAGCAUCGACAAGUUCAUCCAAGARACCCUGCUCACCAUCAACCGGUUCUGCAACCACUGUGACCACCGGAGCCAAUGGAAGAGCCAGCCCUUUAACCUCCCAGCUGAAUACCUGUCCUCCUCAGCAGCCAAAGUAUCAACUGGCACAACUGAUGCUCCAACUGGCACGUCAGCUGGUACCUCAACUGGCACAUCCACUGAUGCUCAGACUGGCACCUCAACUGGCACCUUCAAUGCUCAGACCUUGAAGACUGCGGAGGAAAGUGGUCUUCUGUUGGAGAGUAACGAUGGUGAUAUCUGCAACAAAGGUCUGGAGGACAUUCAAACCCUGGUGUUUGAGACGACUCUUUGUUUGGAUGACGAAGUUCACGACGACAAAGCCAUUAAGAAGAAACGUCAGUCAUUAGAGGAGGAACAAAAAGAGGUGGGGGAGGAAGAAAUGGAGGGGGAGGAAGAAAUGGAGGGGGAGGAAGAAAUGGAGGGGGAGGAAGAGAGCUCUGAUAGGGAGUGGGAACCGGAGGUGGAGUUAGGUGAACUUCUAGCCUCAGAUUCUGAAGGGGAUUCCCCGGCGCUAUGCCCGGAUUGCGGCACGUUCACCAAAGGCUCCAAGGCUCACGUCUGCGAGCAUGUGAAGCCGUUCGUCUGCCAGGACUGUGGCAAGCGGUUCGUUAACGAGGUCUCUCUUAACAUUCACAGAAGAAUCCACAAGCCAGGCUAUGUGCACGAGUGCAAGUACUGCCUCAAGCCGCUCCAGAGCAGGCCGGAGAAACUAAGGCACGAGGAGAGCCACCCGCGUGUGGAAAAGCCCUACGAAUGCCCCGACUGCCCCAAACGAUUUAGCGACAUUAAAGCCCGAGACAGCCACAUUCAAGGUCACAGAGGGCCCACACAGCACAUUUGCAACAUCUGUAAAAUGGAGUUCAACAAAAAACACAUCCUGGAAAGACACAUGCUAGUCCACAGCGGGGACAAGUCCUACACAUGCCCCGAGUGUCAGCGCUCCUUCAACCAAGCGAGCCAUCUCAAGUCCCACAUGCGCCUCCACACGGGCGAGCGGCCGUACAAGUGCCAGCAAUGUGACAAGUCGUUCAACCACAACGUGAGUCUGAAAAGCCACGUCCAGCGCUACCACCCAGGCCUUAGCUACGGGACCAAGGAGAAGGAAGAGGGACAGGAGCUCAUCUCAAACUCAGCGACUCAGACUGAACAACAGGUAAUGAUAGAGGAGAGUCGAGAGCCAAACGCAGAGACUUGGCAGAAGAGAGUGAAGAGGGCACGCAGGGCAGGGAGGAAGAGGAAACGACAGACCUUUGACCCUGAGGAGUUUGUGGAGAGUAAGAACAGUGACUCAGAAUUCAACCCAGAAGAGGAGGAGAGCGGGAGCAACAGUGACUCUGACUUCAACCCAGAGGAAGAAGAGAGUGGGAGCAAAAGGAGGAGUACAGGUAGACCAAUAGGCAGACCAAAAGGAAGACCAGGGACCAGCAGAAAGAUCUAUGCAGGAACUGUUGGUAAAGAGCUUGAUGGAUCGAACCUGAAUGAACACAAAUCUGCAAAACAGUGGGAGCAGGAGGAAGAGAGGCAGAGCGACCCGGAGGUGGUGGGGGAGAGGGGGAGCAAAAGGAAAGCCCCAAGCAGAGGAAGGGGGAGAGGCAGGGGAAGACCAAAAACCAUUAGAGAGAUGCAUGAGGGAACUKCUUGCGAAGAGCUUGUUGGAUCUAACCUGGAUGAACAAGUACCAUCAAUAGAGACGGCUCUUUCUGAACUUUUAGAGAGUUGUUGGUCAAUUCAAAAUGUAGAUGAGGCUUUUGACCCGAUGCCAAAUUAACUGUUAGUUACUGAAGAYUUGUCCAGUGUUUUCUGGUUUUCUAUAUUUUGUAUACAUUGAAGAAGACAAAUGCUGUUAUGAAGGGACACAAAUGUUCAAGGUUCAAGAUUCCAUUCUAAAGGCGGUUCAACGAGGAAACUACUGUGCCUCCCAAAUGGUAACCUAUUCCCUGUGUAGAGCACUAAUUUGCAUUGCAGAGUCUACAUUGCAAUGCAGACUUACAUUGAUCCCUGGCCAUCAGCCUGCCACCCGAUUCCUAAUGUUCAACAUUUGUGUUCUAACAAACUUGACAUAAGUUGAUGUCUAGAUGAUCAGYUAUGAUCAUUUAUGAAAAUAGUUCAAUAACUACUACUGCAGACAAUGGAAAGUGCCUCCUAUACUUAACCUUUUAUCAAAGACUAUCUUGGAUUGCAAUUUAUAUAUUUUGCCGACACAAUUGUAAAACUUUUCAAUAUAGCAUGUUUAUUAUACUUGUAUUAUUAAAUGUAAAUGAUA